Messenger RNA from Ipomoea triloba (trilobed morning glory), 3090 nucleotides. RefSeq names its product putative late blight resistance protein homolog R1B-23. The coding region runs from base 1 to 3090 and encodes 1029 amino acids. The transcript is spliced from 5 exons. Gene Ontology annotation, molecular function: ADP binding. The record is from RefSeq and is a predicted model, not a curated record. NCBI's taxonomy places the organism in Eukaryota, Viridiplantae, Streptophyta, Magnoliopsida, Solanales, Convolvulaceae. Gene Ontology annotation, biological process: defense response to other organism.
AUGGCUUGUGUUGCAUUGACUUCUCUCAUGGCUACCAUUAAGCUUGAAUUUUUGCAACCCAACCAAAGAGUGUCUCUUCUUCCUGAUGAUGAAAAACCAUUGAAAUCUCUGCUUCAGAAGCUUUCUUAUAUGGAAGGCUUUGUGAAGAAGGAAUACAAAAACGCUGUGGGUGGUGCUCCAAUCCGACGACAUCUGCUAAGCAAAAUCAGAGACUUUGCACUCAAAGCUGAAGAUGCCAUCGAAAUACAACUCACAAGCAUCCUUCAACUUCAACAAAAAGCUCAUCUCAGCUUGCAAGAAGUAGCAAAGGAGGCAGAAGAGUUGCUGAAGCUUAUCAACCUUCCGUUGAUUGGUUGGUCAGAAGCUGCAGCUUCUUCGCACCCUCACAACAUUGCGUCUUCGGGUGGAUCCUUGCAAUGCUCUCCACAGUUUGAGGAUAUAAUAAUGCUUUGUGGUGACUAUUUCCUUCAAUUGAGAAGGGAUCUUUUGCUUCAUAUGUUAUUUCCAGAACGAAGUGUACUCACAAUUGUUGGAGCCCCAGGCAUUGGAAAGACUACUUUAUGUAAAAAACUGUAUACAGACAAUAAGUUUGUAUCACGUUUCGACAUUCAAGCUUGGAUUACUAUUCCGCCAAGAUACAAUGGGAAUGUGCGACAACUCCUGUGCCACCUUAUUCAAUCAAUGAGGCCAACCCUCAACGAAGCAAUUGACAUGCUGCAGGGAAGCACUGUUUCUCAACUAAAACACCAACUGCACAAACACUUGAAGAAAGGCAAAAGAUAUUUCAUUGUUUUGGAUGAUGUCCCUAACACUCUGCUUUGGGAUGAUAUCCACCAUUGUUUUCCCGAUGACCCAAAUGGAAGUCUGAUAUUGCUAACCACUAUUUUCACUGAUGUGGCUGAGUACAUCAACGGCAAUAUCAUGAGCCUGCCUUACCUAAGUGACAAUGAGAGUUGGGUUUUAUUUUCCCACAGAUUAUCUCUUAAACAGCAUAUGACAUGUAAACUUGAAGAAAUUGCGAAGCAUCUUGUUGAGGAAUGCAGAGGAUUGCCGCGUUCAAUUGUUACAGUUGCAGACCUUCUAUCUAAAUGCAACUACACAUUGAAGGAAUGGAAAAAGAUUGAGAAAGAAUUGCUGUCAUUGGGAAUUCUGCAUAGAGAUACACAACACUCAAGUAAGCUUACUAGCAUUUUCAAUUGUUUGCCACAACAUUUAAAAGUUUGUUUUUUAUAUUUUGUGGUCUUUCCAAAACACAUUCAAAUCAAUGUGAAAAAACUUAUUCAGUUAUGGAUUGCUGAGGGGUUUGUGAAGCCACUGAAAUGUCUGCCAUUAGAAGAUAUAGGUUACAUGUAUUUAAGGUCUCUUAGAAGUAGAGGACUAGUCAGAACAAAUGAUGGGAACGAUUUGAGACCAAAGACUUGUGAGAUACAUAUUGACAUGCAUAGCUUUUGUGUACGAGAAGCUCAAAAAGAAGGUCUUUUAUGUGCAGUAAAUACUCAACAGUGUAUUGGAUGGUCAUUAGACAUACUCGCAAAUUCAUGUCGCUGGUUAAGUUUGCGCUCACAUAGUUUAGACUAUCAUGUGUUGUUUAGUUCAAAUAUUCCUCGCUCACUUUUCAUCUUUCAGGGAGGUUUUGAAAGGUUUAUACCCUUCAAACAUUUACGAAUUUUAGAUUUGAGUGAAUCUCUGAUACUCAAAAGAGUGUCAUUAUUGCCCUUGAGGAAUUUAGUUUUUUUAAGAUAUCUUUCCAUACCACAGUGGUUUGAGAGUUUUGAUGAUGCAGUAUCAAGUAAUUCAAAUUUGCAAACACUCACUGUUUCUGGCACUGGUGAAUCAACAUUUGGAGCACGUACUCUUCAUUUUUUGCCAUCAAAAAUCUGGGAGCUGCAACAUUUAAGGCAUCUCCAACUUGGGGAUAUGUAUAUGAUAGAUCCUCCAAACAUGGUUAUAGAGCAUUUGCAAACAUUAGUUUGUGCAAUGCCAAUUUAUUUCAGGAAAAAAGAAGUGUAUUGCAAGUUUCCAAGCAUAAGAAAACUGAAAGUUGUGUAUAAAGAUAUCUUAGUCCCUGGUUGCAGCGGUGGGCGAUGUUGCAUAAAUCCUAUAAUCAUUUUGGAGAAUUUUGAGGAUUUAUUGAUGUUGGAGACUCUAACGGUUAUUGUUCCAGUUGGUAGUAUAACUCUUUUAGAGCGGGUUGGUUUUCCUACAAAUUUGGAGAAGUUGAGGUUGAGUGGGACUAAUUUUGCAGUGAAAGUUUUAACAGUAAUUGGGCAGUUACCGAAGCUUAAGGUGCUGAAACUAGAGAAUGCUUUUUAUGGCAGAGUGUGGGAAAUGGUUGAAGGAGGUUUCCCUGAAUUAAAAGAGUUGGAGGUUGAAGCCGUAAAUCUUGAGCGAUGGGUGACCCAUACUAAUACUCAUCAUUUCCCAAAGAUCGAGAAGAUAUUCUUUAAACGUUGUUAUUCUCUAAAAGAUAUCUCUCUUUUAAGUGCAAUACAGCACCCGGUGUUGUCAAUUAAGUUGGAGCAAUGUCCUCCUUCUGUUUUCACUUCUGUGAAGAGGUAUAACAGAGUACUUUGCAUUAUUGUUGACGGCGAGACUUUUUGGGAGGAGGAAGAAGAAGAGGAAGAAGGGCAGUACACAGAUAAGGAAGAGUCCGAAGAAGAAGGAUAUGAUAAAGAAGUUGAGUUAGAUGAUAUCCAAGUAGUUAAGGAAUUUUCGGAUGUGUUCCCAGAGCAUUUACCUAGAUCACCUCCAAAUAGGGAAAGUGAGUUCGAAAUAGAGGUUGUUCUCAGAACUACUCCAAUCUCAAAGGCCCUUUCCGCAUGGCACCAUCUGAGCUAUCUUGUCCAACUGGCCUAUCAAUCCAUGCUGGGAUGUGAACGAUCUAAGGCUAUGGAAAAAUUCAAAGAAAUGUUCGAUAAUGUAUUGAGUGAAGGGAAGGUCUUUGUUGUGGCUACUUCUGAGUUGAAAGACUUUGUGUUUGGCAGAAGAAUUUUUCACUCCUUAGACUAUGAUGGUGAAUUUGCAAUUCCCUUGGGAGAAGAUGGAAACAUUGCUUCAUUGAAGGCUACUUUCGAAGCUUUGACUGGGUGA